AUGACGAACAUUGACUUUCAGUUGCCAUCGCUAGAGGAUAGAUGGAGGCUUUGCAAAGCGCAAGAUGACCAGAAGACAUCUCUCAUUUCGGAUUUAUUCAUUCACAUCAAAGAACUCACCGACAAGCUGUCCGAGGCUGAGUUAGAGCUCAAAGACAAGAGUUUGCUUUUCAGAUCGAUGUGUGACACCGUCAACAGUCACAAGGAGCAAGUUGAUCUGUUGCAAACGGCGAAGGACAAACACUGCUUUGCUUUAGUUCUAAUUGAUGGCGAUUGCAUGCCAUUCAUGGACGACCUCAUUGAGCAAGGCUUAGAGGGAGGCAAGAACGCAGUAAGGUCUCUUAGACAGGCGGUGGCCUCAGAGUUGAAGUCGGUUGAUCCUUCUCUACCCCAUCACCUGCAAUUUGUCGUUCGUGUCUUCGCCAAUAUGCAGGGUCUAGCGAAGACUUACACAGAAAUGGGCACAAUUCGUGAUCCGGGUGUCCUUUCCGAGUUUGUCAGAGGCUUCAACAUGACGAAUGCAAUGUGCGAAUUUGUGGAUGCGGGAAAUGGUAAAGAGUGCGCCGACGAGAAGAUGAAAGGAAACUUUGAGUUUGGCGUAGCCGACGUACAUUGCCGGCAUGUUUUGUUCGGUGCCUCGGCUGAUAGCGGAUACGCCCGUCUUUUGGGGUCUCACCUCGAGACCGAUGAGGUUCCGAAGAAGGUCAUUCUGAUCGAGGGACCUCCUUUUGCAAAAGAGCUGUCUGGAAUCAGCGAUCGAUUUCGUGUCGCUUCUUUUGACAAAGUUUUCAGACGAAAGAAGCUCAUCAACAUCAAGCGAAAGGUACCGGACCACACCACGCCUCCUCCAACUCCGUCAUCGGAUUACGCCUCGGCAGCCGCAAAGCCUGUCUUGUCAUCUUCGGCUCAAAUCUCGUCUCAGCCUCAUCGUUCGAUGAGCGUCUUGGCCCUGCCCAUCAGGGGAGUAUACCGGAACAAGGCUGGCCAGCGUGUCGACCCCCGGGUGUCCCUACAAAGAGACGUUGGGGCGAUGCAGUUAUGA
Messenger RNA from Colletotrichum graminicola M1.001, 1041 nucleotides. RefSeq lists its product as uncharacterized. The transcript is spliced from 6 exons. Lineage: Eukaryota; Fungi; Ascomycota; Sordariomycetes; Glomerellales; Glomerellaceae. The coding region runs from base 1 to 1041 and encodes 346 amino acids. The record is from RefSeq and is a predicted model, not a curated record.